This is a messenger RNA of Microstroma glucosiphilum, 1543 nucleotides long. RefSeq names its product XAP5-domain-containing protein. The transcript is spliced from 4 exons. Gene Ontology annotation, cellular component: nucleus. Bases 166 to 1191 code for a protein of 341 amino acids. Gene Ontology annotation, biological process: chromatin organization. The record is from RefSeq and is a predicted model, not a curated record. NCBI's taxonomy places the organism in Eukaryota, Fungi, Basidiomycota, Exobasidiomycetes, Microstromatales, Microstromataceae.
CUCAUAUCCUCCUUGCUAUUCAUCAUUACCCCCUCACGCCCUCGUCUCCUUGGCAAAGACCCCCUUGCAACCCCUACGAUCGUAUACAAUUUGCGCCUCCAUCUUCUUUGCUGUCGCAGCGACGGAAGUUUAACCUGUUCCUGGUCCUGAAGGAGGGGGUACAACAUGUCGACAUCGGCGGAGGAGCAACGCCGCCAUGGCAAGCAUGAGAAGGCUAGAGCUAUGAUGAUGGAGGAAUUUGACAGGCAGAAGGCCGACAUGGCCAAGGAAGCCGAGCGGGCUCAGAAGAAGGCAGGGGAUCGCUUCGUGGGCAACACUGACAGCAUAGAGGAGACGCUGAAGAAGAACACCGUCGGUUUGGUCUCUGCUGAGGACUUCAAGAAGCGGAGGGAGGAGCUAGAAGAGCUCAAGAGGAGAGAGGCGGCUAAGACGAGCGAGCUCAAAGCUGAAGAAAAGAAGAAGAAAAAGGAGAAGAAGACGGUGAAACCGAAAUUGUCCUUUGCAAUGGACGAUGAAGAAGAGGAUGGAGAUGCUAUGUCCCCCUUCCCUACCAAGCGGAAGGCAGCGCCAUCGACCUCUUCCAAUGGGAACGGUAUUGCAGAGGGCGAACCCGUGGCAGCAAAGAAGCGUCUACUCAAGAACCCCGGAGUGGACACCUCUUUCCUCCCGGAUAGGGCCAGGGACGAAGAGGAGAGGAAGAUCAGAGAGACGCUGAGACAAGAGUGGCUCAAGAAGCAGGAGGACAUCAAGGGCGAGGCAAUUGAGAUCACAUAUUCGUACUGGGAUGGUACUGGUCACCGAAAGACGGUCAAGUGCAAGAAAGGCGACUCGAUCGCCGACUUCCUCGAAAAGUGUCGCCAGCAAUUUCCCGAGUUGCGCAACCAGUCAGUGGACAACCUCAUGUACAUCAAGGAAGACCUAAUCGUCCCUCACCACCACACCUUCUACGAGUUCAUCAUCAACAAGGCUCGCGGCAAGUCCGGACCCCUCUUCAACUUUGACGUUCACGAAGAUGUGAGAAUGGUAGCGGACGCGACGGUAGAGAAGGAUGAGAGUCAUGCGGGAAAGGUAGUGGAGCGCAAUUGGUACAAUCGCAACAAGCACAUCUUCCCUGCUAGUCGGUGGGAACUCUACGAGGUCGGCAAGGAUUAUGGGAAUUAUAGCAUUCAUGAUCGAUCCAAGGGCAAGUGAGAACCUUAGGAGGUGGGGAUGAGGAGAGCGUUCAUCAAUUGUACCAUAUUUCAGCAGCCUCAUGGCCAUCAAUGUACGAUCUGAAUAACGAAUCUAUUGGAUGACUGAGUAGGCAAGCCCUUCAGGCUACUACAAUUGCGCACACAACUCCCUCCCCGCCUUGACCUGCGCAUCACAAAGGCCCAACUGCAACGGCAUGGAGAUAAUACUCGCCAGGAGAAUCCCCAUUGAGUCUCCCACACCCACACAGCCCACGCGGAACUCCUGCUCUUGCCCACGGCGGGCGAGCUCUAUCUCUACUUCUUCUGGACUGGAAGAGGAGUCCGUGGAGAUGGUCUUGGACUGGUGGUGG